This is a messenger RNA of Danio rerio (zebrafish), 5462 nucleotides long. The record is from RefSeq and is a predicted model, not a curated record. Lineage: Eukaryota; Metazoa; Chordata; Actinopteri; Cypriniformes; Danionidae.
AGUGCCAGGUUAGAGCUCAGACAAGGCUCUGUCCAGCCAGCUCAACUUUUAACCACCACAACUCUUCAGAGGGAUGUAUUUCCUAUAAGUUGACAAAACUGAGGCAUUAACCCAAGUUCUAUAACUUUCAGAUCUCUCAUUUGCUAUAUUUGGUUACGUUUAAGCAGUUUUGAAAAAGUUCUCUUCACUGAGGAUAAGUUAGUGCGCGACAGUUUUAAAGAAGACAGGCGCGAAACAUCCACGUUUGGAUUAUAGUCUCUGUUUCUCGUCCUUCAGUUGAGAAAACCCGACUCGUGAUGGUUGUCCUGUCACUUAGGUUACUCAUAGUAGGAGUUGUAGUAAGUCUGACUUCAGCUCAUCUGGCUGGUGAAAUUAUAGAUAAAGAAGAUUUGUUGAAGAACCGUCUGAAAGAGUAUGGCCUCAUUACUCCCAUCAGUACGGACGCAGAGGGACACUUCCUCUCGCAUUUUCUAUCAGCCAAUCACAAGCAACGUGUGAAGCGGGAUGUUUUGGAGGGGUCAGCGCCAGCACCUGACAGAUUGUUCUUUAACAUCACUGUCUUUGGCAAGGAAUUCCACCUCAGACUGCAUCCCAAUCAGAGAUUAGUGGCUCCAGGAGCCAUGGUGGAAUGGCACGAUGAUAUCGAAAUAGCUGGAAAUGCGACUGAUAACAGAACCCACUUUGAACGAAUACUUAAAAGAGAGUUGCUAAAAACAGACUGCACUUUUAUCGGGGACAUCACGGAUGUGCCUGGAGCUUCUGUCGCCAUUAACAACUGCGAUGGGCUGGCUGGAAUGAUCCGUACUGAUUCUGAUGAGUACUUCAUUGAGCCUCUGGAGCAAGGGACACAGGAACACGAGGAGAGAGGAAGAGUACAUGUAGUGUAUCGAAGGUCUGCGGUAUUGCAAACUCCUUCAGACAUCUCUUUGGAUUACCAGCCAAUCGAGCCUGAAUUGGACACGCCAAGAAUGCUGGACAAUAUUGCUAAACAAGUCAACAAGACAGUGAGGAGACGGAGACAUGCUGGUGAUGAGGACUACAACAUUGAGAUUUUGCUCGGAGUUGAUGAUUCUGUCGUCCGAUUCCAUGGGAAGGAGCAUGUGCAGAACUAUCUGCUCACCCUCAUGAAUAUUGUGAAUGAGAUUUACCACGAUGAAUCUUUGGAAGUGCACAUCAACGUUGUGCUUGUGAGGAUGAUCAUGCUUGGAUAUGCUAAGUCCAUCAGUCUGAUUGAGCGUGGCAACCCUUCCCGAAGCCUGGAGAAUGUGUGCCGAUGGGCGUUCGUCCAGCAGAAAGAGGAUCCAGAGCACUCUGAGCAUCACGACCAUGCCAUCUUUCUCACCCGCCAAGGCUUCGGCCCCACCGGCAUGCAAGGAUAUGCCCCUGUCACCGGGAUGUGCCACCCUGUCCGCAGCUGCACCCUCAAUCAUGAAGACGGCUUCUCUUCUGCUUUUGUUGUAGCCCAUGAGACAGGACAUGUACUGGGAAUGGAGCAUGACGGCCAGGGCAACCGCUGUGGUGACGAAACAGCCAUGGGAAGUGUGAUGGCCCCUCUGGUGCAAGCAGCUUUCCACCGCUACCAUUGGUCCAUGUGCAGUGGGCAAGAGCUGAAGAGAUACAUUCAUUCAUAUGACUGCCUGCUGGAUGACCCUUUCAAACAUGACUGGCCGCAGCUCCCUGAACUCCCCGGCAUCAAUUACUCCAUGGAUGAGCAGUGCCGUUUCGAUUUUGGAGUUGGAUACAAAAUCUGUACUUCAUUCCGCACAUUUGAUCCAUGCAAGCAGCUGUGGUGCAGUCAUCCAGAUAACCCCUACUUCUGCAAGACCAAGAAGGGGCCUCCGUUGGAUGGGACCGAAUGUGCACCUGGCAAGUGGUGCUAUAAAGGUCACUGUAUGUGGAAGAAUGCCAACCAAGUGAAGCAAGAUGGAGCCUGGGGUGCCUGGAGCAAGUAUGGCUCCUGUUCUCGCUCCUGUGGGAUGGGUGUUCGCUUCAGAACCCGCCAGUGCAACAACCCUGUUCCAUCUAAUGGAGGCCAGGACUGUCCAGGGGUGAACUAUGAGUACCAGCUCUGUAACACAGAUGAUUGUCCCAAACACUUUGAAGACUUCAGAGCCCAGCAGUGUCAACUUCGCAACUCCCACUUUGAAUAUCAGAACGCUAAACACCAUUGGCUUCCCUAUGAACACCCAGAUGCUAACAAAAGGUGCCACCUUUAUUGCCAGUCAAAAGAGACAGGUGAUGUGGCAUACAUGAAGCAGCUGGUACAUGAUGGGACAAGGUGCUCAUACAAAGACCCGUACAGCAUUUGUGUGCGUGGGGAGUGUGUGAAAGUGGGCUGUGACAGGGAAAUUGGCUCCAAUAAGGUGGAAGAUAAGUGUGGUGUGUGUGGGGGUGACAACUCUCACUGCCGAACUGUGAAAGGAACCUUCACCCGAGUGCCCAAAAAAGCUGGGAAAACAAGAGGAGCCUUCCUGUUGCCGAAAGGAGCUCGGAAUGUGUAUCUGAAUGAAACGGCUGAUUCUAGAAAUGUGAUGGGUUACCUAAAGAUGUUUCUCAUUCCUCCUGGGGCUAGACAUGUGAUCAUACAAGAGCAUGAGGCUUCUCCUCAAAUUCUUGCUAUCAAGAACCAGGCAACAGGGCAUUAUGUCCUCAAUGGAAAAGGAGAAGAUGCGAGAUCUCGGCGCUUCAUUGAAAUGGGAGUGGAGUGGGAUUAUCUCGUCGAGGAGGAUGUCGAGACGCUCCACACUGAUGGGCCACUGAACGAUGCUAUUGUUGUUCUGAUUAUACCAAAAGACAACGAGACAAGGUCAACGCUUAUGUACAAGUACAUCAUCCAUGAAGAUUCAGUGCCCCUAAACAACAAUAACGUCAUUCAAGAGGACACGUAUGAAUGGGCGCUGAAGAGCUGGUCCCAAUGUUCGAGACCUUGUGCUGGAGGCUUCCAAUACACCAAAUAUGGGUGCCGUAAAAAAGGUGACAACAAAAUGGUGCAUAGAGGUUAUUGUGAUGUCAACAAGAAGCCCAAGCCUAUUCGCAGGAUGUGUAACUUACAGGACUGUACACAACCACAGUGGAUCACCGAAGAGUGGGAACAUUGUACUAAAACAUGUGGAAGCUUGGGAUAUCAAAUCCGUACUGUGCGCUGUGUCCAGUUUCUUCAUGAGGGCACAAACCGCUCCAUUCACAGCAAGUACUGCAAUGGGGAAAAGCCUGAGAUGAGGAGGGCAUGUAACAGAGUGGCCUGCCCAGCCCAGUGGAGGACCGGGGCCUGGUCAGAGUGUUCAGUGUCCUGUGGAGAAGGUGUGUCACGACGCCUGGUCACUUGUCGCAUUGGAGAUCAAUGUACUGGUGAGAAGCCCGAGUCGCAAAAGCCUUGCAGGCCAAGACCCUGCCAUGAUGAGCCGUGCGGAGGAGACAAGUCCAUAUUCUGUCAGAUGGAGGUUCUGGCACGUUAUUGCUCGAUUCCAGGCUACAACAAGCUCUGCUGUGAAUCCUGCAGUAGGAGAAGUGGCACUUUUGCUCCUCUUCUGCACGAAGCUGCGGAAACAGAGGAGGAACUUCGCUUCGGUUCAGCCUCCCAACUUCUGGAGACGCUUUCAGCUGCUGCUAAUGGAUCUCUGAAAGUCCCGCAGCAGCACCAGCGGGGAUCCACGUCGCAAGGCCAAUUUUCCAAGCAGGCCGCCACUCCCCCGCCUCGCAAACACAAUACAGAGAACAGCAAGACUCAAAAGCGCCUCAAACCCAGCACUAGAAAUCUUCCUGCAUUGUCAAUCCAUAGCUCGUGGAGCGAGGACGGCGUUAAAGAUGCACCGAUGCAGCUGGAAAGUUUCCAAGAGAGUCAGUGGCCGACAACAUCUUCUGAGGUGGAGAGAUGAAGGAAAGUUUGUCUCCUUUUUCCCCUCUUUGGACUCUCUCUUUCUUUUAUUUGUCUGUUGUAGAUAUAGACCUUUAACAAUUAUCUUUCCCUUCAGAUCAUCUUCAAGAUAUUUAAAAGCAGGAGAGAGUAAAGUGCUGGUUCACUUUGAAACGUUCUCUUUUUUCCCCCAGUAGCAGCAGUUGUCUUUAAAACACACUUGUCAGUCACACGUAGUUGUGAUGGGGAAUGUGCCAAAGGAGUUUUCGCGAUGAGAUCCUCUAAGCAGUCUGGUCUAUGGGGGUUUGGUGUUGUGUACAAGCUCUGGUUGUAUCAACUUCUUGAUCGUAAAAGUUUUAUUUUUACCAACUCUAGACAUGCUUGACCAAUUGAUAUUUAUGAACGUUCCUGUAAAUACUGUAUAUGAAAAAAAAGUCAGUAUUAUUAUAAUUUUUUUCAAAAAUACAAGCUGAGGAUAUUUUAAAAAGAAGAGAUUCAGGAGCAUUAUUGGUGCUUUUUUAUAUAUUACAAGCGAUUUAAGAAUUUGAUAAGAAAUGAAACACUGAAGAACAGUGUGAGCCCAGGAAAAUAAAAAGCAUUAUGUGAAAUAGCAUUACAAUAGCCUUAGAAUUUUUACUUUUAUUUUUGAAAACAUUUAAUAAAAGCAGCUUCUCUGCUAGCCAUCAGUCAAUUCUCAAUCCACAUGGACUGUGAUUUAUUUUAUUUGUUUACUGUCUUCUUCCUGAAGAAUUUAUUUUCCCCAACUUGUUUUACCAUGAUGUUAGGGCUUUUCUUUAAUGCUUGGCUUUUUGGUUCUAUGAAUUUAUCUUUGGAGAAGAUGAGUUAAGAGUUCAGUCAUGAUAUAGAUGGCCCAUCACAUAUACAGCUGAGGAAAGACGAUUAAGAAUCUACUUGAAAACAGUCUAAGGAUUUAACAGUUAUGUUUGAGAGAAGGUGGCGGCAUAAUGGCUCGGUGGUUAGCACUGCCACCUCACAAAAAGAAGGUCACUGGUUUGAGUCCCAACUUUCUGUGUGGAGUUUGCCUGUUCUCCUGGGUGCUCUGGUUUUCCCCCAGACUCCAAUGACAUGCACUAUUGGUGCAUUGGGUAAAACAAAAUUGACCUUGGUGUAUGACUGUGUGUGUGUGUGAAUAUGAGAGUGUAUAAGUGUUUCCCAGUACUGGGUUGCAGCUGGAAUGGCAUCUACUGUGUAAAACAUAUGCUGGAAUAGUUGGCAGUUCAUUCUGCUGUGGCAACCCAUGAUAAAUAAGGGACUAAGUUGAAGGAAAAUUAAUGAAUGUUUGAGGAAAAAAUACACAAUUGUUGAAAAAUAUUUAUGACAUUUCUUCUAAAUUUCAAACGAGAAUUAUAAAUGUACACUCACUGGCCACUUUAUUAGGUACACCUUAUUCAUACCAGGUUGGACCCCAAGUGUCACCUGGUGACACUUCAGUUGUAACGAGUGGGUAUUUGAGGUAUUGUUGCCGCCUUUAUAUCAGCUGGAACUAGUCUGGCCAUUUUCCUCUGAUCUCUGGCAUCAACAAGGAAUUUGCACCCACAGAACUGCCGAUCACUGGCUAUAUUUCCUUUUUUUUUGUUCACCAUUCUCC